Molecule: messenger RNA, 597 nt
Organism: Rotaria sp. Silwood2
Lineage: Eukaryota; Metazoa; Rotifera; Eurotatoria; Philodinida; Philodinidae
Source: the annotation of a GenBank genome assembly
AUGAAUCAGUCUGACAUUAAUCGUUUUGAUCUACCUAAUGAAAUAUUGUUUGCCAUCUUGAAGAAAGUCGACAAUGUUGAUGUUCUCUAUUCUUUAUUUGGAAUUAAAAAUAAACGACUUGAUAUUUUAGUGCAAGAUGGUGUAUUAACUAACAAUCUUAAUUUUGUAAGAACAUCAUCAAUUACUGAUGUGAAUAUUUUACUUAUAUUAAAUAUUCGUCAUGCACAUCAAUUACAUGAACGUCUUCGUCGUUAUUAUUCAUCUGUAUUCUCAUCAACAUCAAAGUUAAAAUGUGAAUUACGAACAACAACAACAAUGCUUGUAUUUAUAACAUUAUUUACUGUACUUGUGGUAUUUCCCAAGAAUCCUUUUUUUAUUGCUAGUGGAAUUAAUAAAGGUUUCUUUUUAUUAUAUUCACAUUUGAGUGAUAUAUGGGAUGUAACAUUAAUUGGUUCAUCAUUUAUAACAUUUAUUAUGUAUUGUUCAAUGUUUCAACAAUUUCAUAUGGAAAUGUAUAAACUUUUUUUACCACAAUGUCUUAGAAAAAAUAUCAUUUUGAAACAAAUAACCAUCAAGAAAAUAUCAGAAUUAGUUUAA